Carassius carassius (crucian carp) is the source of this 976-nucleotide messenger RNA. RefSeq names its product costars family protein ABRACL-like. Bases 42 to 380 code for a protein of 112 amino acids. The transcript is spliced from 3 exons. Lineage: Eukaryota; Metazoa; Chordata; Actinopteri; Cypriniformes; Cyprinidae. The record is from RefSeq and is a predicted model, not a curated record. Gene Ontology annotation, biological process: regulation of actin filament-based process.
UUAAUGUGACGUCACACACACACACACACACAAAGCCAUCUAUGGUAGUGCUUUCUCAUUUCAAUCAGCCUAUAGUCAGCAGAGCGGCGGCACAAAACCACCACAAAGGUAAGCAGGUUGAUCAUUUUACAGUGACAAAAAUGAAUGUGGAACAUGAAGUUACUCUGCUCAUUGAUGAGAUUCGUCGACUGGGCAAUACAAAUGCAGAUGGGAAGAUCAGUGUCAAAUUUGGAGUCUUGUUUAAUGAUGACCAAUGCGCCAACCUCUUUGAAGCUCUGGUCGGAACGCUGAAAGCGGCCAAGCGAAAGAAGAUCAUCACAUUUGAAGGGGAGCUCUUACUGCAAGGAGUUCACGACAACGUUGAUGUCAUAUUACUGUAGGACUGAAUCUAACAGUCUUUUCUUAACCCAAGUUAAAAUAACAAAUGUGUUUGUGACGUGUCAUUGAUACAUUUUGAUAUGGAAAUAUACUUGAGAGUGAAACAUUUUUGUAUACUGGAUUGGAAUAUUUUUAUACAGCAACUUUUUCUCUCUCAGGGGAGUGAUCUGCACACAGUUUUUUUUUUUUUGCGAAAAGUAGCAAUCUUCCCUGUUCAGCUCAACAGUUAUUAGUUACAGUGUGCAUGAUCAUGUUACUGGUUUUCUGGGGUUGAAUGAAUUCAUCAAAUGAAUAUCCACACAGGUUAAUAUCACUUUUACAGAUUAUACCUCUGAUGUCCUAUUCUGACUGUAUUGAUUGUAGACUGCAUAAUUGCUGUCUUUUACAGUACCUGCUGUCAUGAGGUUGUUUGUUUGCAGUACCAUUACUGUGAAAUUAUUCAUUUCAGGCAUGGUCAUUCAGGUUAUAUGUGCCAUAACAUCUCAAAGGCUGCUGUAUGUUUUUCUGGAAUUAAAUGUUUAAAAAAAAAAAAAAAAGUUUAACAUCAUCUGAACUGUACUAGUGUGAUAUUCUGUUUGAUAAAGCUCUUGCAAAAACA